Molecule: messenger RNA, 5294 nt
Organism: Talpa occidentalis (Iberian mole)
Lineage: Eukaryota; Metazoa; Chordata; Mammalia; Eulipotyphla; Talpidae
Gene: NOS1
Product: nitric oxide synthase 1
Exons: 31
Coding region: 862-5268 (1468 amino acids)
Biological process (GO): nitric oxide biosynthetic process
Molecular function (GO): FMN binding; calmodulin binding; flavin adenine dinucleotide binding
Source: RefSeq, a predicted model, not a curated record
UGUCCAAGGCCGCUGGUGGCCACGCCAUGUGAAAGCUUCUGAGUCCCAUCCGGGCAGAUGGCGUCCCCCCCGGUCCUUCAUUAAUUAUCGUACAGCAGAACCUGGCCACUUCCCACUCUAAUGCCCCAUCUUCGGCCAAGAAACCUAUCAAUUUGCUAUUUGGAAACAAUUAGCCCGGUUCACGGCCUCUGCAGCAUCAAUUAAUGUGGACGUGAACAUAAAUUACAGGGAAGCAGGGAUCGGCCCUGGGGGAUGAGGUCACAACAACCAUAAACCUCUGGCUCAGAUGAGAUUCCCCAGAAAGAGGCAGACAGCAGGGUCCUUCACUCUUCAAUCACCAGGUGAGGACUUGAGCUCAGAAGUUAGCUAACUUGCCCCAAAUCAGAGGAGCUGCUGGAAUCUAAACCAUGUUUUCAUCGUUGGCGUCUCACUCUGCAAAGCUCAGGAAGCCCCUGAUCUGAUCUGCUUCUAUUGGGCUGGCGAUCCACAUCUAGCAUGCAUCACCUCUAGACACAGCUACGUGCGUCCCCCAGACACUUCUUCCCAGUCCACCCGACCUGCUGCUUGGGGACACUCCCCACCGCUUCUCCUGACGUCUGCCUGAUCACUCAUCACUUCCUUGGAGAACAAGGAGGGAGCAGACGCAUGAAAUCAUGCCACCAAUGUCCCGACAGCAAUGAGGGGGUGACGCCACUUGACGUCACAGGCACAGAGGACCCGGACCCCAGGCAGCCAGCUCUCGAGACUCUCGCAGCUCCUGCAGCGCCUUCUCUCGGCACAGCCUGAAGCCUGGCUCCUCCAGGGGACGUCGCCUUGGCUUGACAUAUUCUGAGGUCUCCAGCCUCUUGGACACAGGACGCCAUGGAGAAUCACAUGUUCACGGUACAGCAGAUCCAACCCAAUGUCAUUUCUGUCCGCCUCUUCAAGCGCAAAGUGGGGGGCCUGGGCUUCUUGGUGAAGGAGCGGGUGAACAAGCCCCCUGUGAUCAUCUCUGACCUGAUUCGAGGGGGUGCCGCAGAGCAGAGCGGCCUCAUCCAGGCUGGGGACAUCAUUCUCGCGGUCAACGGCCAGCCCUUGGUGGAUCUGAGCUAUGACAGCGCCCUGGAGGUCCUCAGGGGCAUUGCCUCCGAGACCCAUGUGGUCCUCAUCCUGAGGGGCCCCGAGGGCUUCACCACGCAUCUAGAGACUACCUUUACUGGGGACGGGACCCCCAAAACCAUCCGGGUGACACGGCCCCUGGGUCCACCCCCCACUGCUGUCGAUCUGACCCACCAGCCGUCAGCCAGCAAAGAGCAGCCACUGGCAGGGGACAGGGCUACGGGUCCCGGAGGGCCGCCGCCUGCCUCAGACAAUGGGCCGGAAGCUGGCCUGCUCGCCCACACUAACGGCCUGGCUCCCAGGCACCCAAGCCAGAACCCUGCCAAGAAAGGUGCCGGGGUGGGCCCCCAGGGCAGCGGGGAGAACAAUGAACUGCUCAGAGAGAUAGAGCCAGUGCUGAGCCUGCUCACCAGUGGGGCCAAAGGACUCAAUGGCGGAGCAGCUGCCAAGGCACAGACGAAAGAUGCAGAAGUCCAGGUGGACAGAGAUCUGAUGGAUGGCAAGUCACACAAGCCACUGCCUCUCGGUGUAGAGAAUGACCGAGUCUUCAGUGACCUAUGGGGGAAGGGCAACGUGCCUGUGGUCCUCAACAACCCGUAUUCAGAGAAGGAGCAGCCCCCUGCCUCGGGAAAACAGUCCCCCACAAAGAAUGGCAGUCCCUCCAAGUGCCCCCGCUUUCUCAAGGUCAAGAACUGGGAGACAGAUGUGGUUCUCACCGACACCCUCCACCUUAAGAGUACGUUGGAAUCAGGAUGCACUGAGCACAUCUGCAUGGGCUCCAUCAUGCUUCCUUCCCAGCAAGUACGAAGACCUGAAGACGUCCGCACAAAAGAACAACUCUUCCCUCUCGCCAAGGAGUUUAUUGAUCAGUACUACUCAUCAAUUAAAAGAUUUGGCUCCAAAGCCCACAUGGAAAGACUGGAAGAGGUGAACAAAGAGAUCGAAACCAACAGCACCUAUCAGCUCAAGGACACAGAGCUCAUCUAUGGGGCCAAGCACGCCUGGCGGAAUGCCUCCCGCUGCGUCGGCAGGAUCCAGUGGUCUAAGCUCCAGGUGUUCGAUGCCCGUGACUGCACCACGGCUCAUGGGAUGUUCAACUACAUCUGCAACCACAUCAAGUACGCCACCAACAAAGGGAACCUCAGGUCAGCCAUCACCAUAUUUCCCCAGAGGACCGAUGGCAAGCAUGACUUCCGCGUCUGGAACUCCCAGCUCAUCCGCUAUGCCGGCUACAAGCAGCCGGACAGUUCCAUCCUGGGAGACCCAGCCAGUGUGGAGUUCACAGAGAUCUGUAUGCAGCAGGGCUGGAAACCCCCGAGAGGCCGCUUUGAUGUCCUGCCACUCCUGCUCCAGGCCAAUGGCAAUGACCCUGAGCUCUUCCAGAUUCCUCCAGAGCUGGUGUUGGAAGUGCCCAUCAGACACCCCAAGUUUGAGUGGUUCAAGGACCUGGGGCUGAAGUGGUAUGGCCUCCCUGCUGUGUCCAACAUGCUCCUGGAGAUCGGCGGCCUAGAGUUCAGUGCCUGUCCCUUCAGCGGAUGGUACAUGGGCACAGAGAUCGGCGUCCGAGACUACUGUGACAACUCGAGAUACAACAUCCUGGAGGAAGUGGCCAAGAAGAUGAACUUGGACAUGAGGAAGACCUCUUCCCUGUGGAAGGACCAGGCGCUGGUGGAGAUCAACAUUGCUGUUCUCUACAGCUUCCAGAGUGACAAGGUGACCAUCGUGGACCACCACUCGGCCACCGAGUCCUUCAUUAAGCACAUGGAGAACGAGUUCCGCUGCCGGGGGGGCUGCCCCGCUGACUGGGUGUGGAUCGUGCCCCCCAUGUCUGGCAGCAUCACCCCGGUCUUCCACCAGGAGAUGCUCAACUACCGGCUCACCCCCUCCUUCGAAUACCAGCCUGACCCCUGGAACACCCACGUCUGGAAAGGCACUAACGGGACCCCCACAAAGCGGCGAGCCAUCGGCUUCAAGAAACUGGCAGAAGCUGUCAAGUUUUCUGCCAAGCUGAUGGGACAGGCAAUGGCCAAGAGGGUCAAGGCUACAAUCCUUUAUGCUACAGAGACAGGCAAGUCACAAGCCUAUGCCAAAACCUUGUGUGAAAUCUUCAAACACGCCUUUGAUGCCAAGGUGAUGUCCAUGGAAGAAUAUGACAUCGUGCACCUGGAACAUGAAACUUUGGUCCUAGUGGUUACCAGCACCUUUGGCAAUGGAGACCCCCCCGAGAACGGGGAGAAAUUCGGCUGUGCUCUGAUGGAGAUGAGACACCCCAACUCCAUGCAUGAGGAAAGGAAGUACCCGGAACGCUUGCGUUUCUUUCCCCGUAAAGGGCCUCCCCUCCCCCGAGGUGACACAGGAGUGCCUGGUCUGGCUACAGUUCGUGACAGCCAGCACAGGAGCUACAAGGUCCGGUUCAAUAGCGUCUCCUCGUAUUCCGACUCCCGAAAAUCAUCAGGUGAUGGACCUGACCUCAGAGACAACUUUGAGAGUGCCGGCCCCCUGGCCAAUGUGAGGUUCUCAGUGUUUGGUCUUGGCUCACGGGCAUAUCCUCACUUCUGCGCCUUUGGACAUGCCGUGGACACUCUCCUGGAAGAGCUGGGAGGAGAGAGGAUCCUGAAGAUGAGGGAGGGGGAUGAGCUCUGUGGGCAAGAAGAGGCUUUCAGGACCUGGGCCAAGAAGGUCUUCAAGGCAGCCUGUGAUGUGUUCUGCGUGGGAGACGAUGUCAAUAUUGAAAAAGCGAACAAUUCCCUCAUCAGCAAUGACCGCAGCUGGAAGAGGAACAAGUUCCGCCUCACCUAUGUGGCCGAAGCUCCAGAACUUACACAAGGUCUGUCCAAUGUCCACAAAAAGCGAGUCUCAGCCGCUCGACUCCUCAGCCGUCAAAACCUUCAGAGCCCUAACUCCAGCCGGUCCACCAUCUUCGUGCGUCUCCACACCAAUGGGAAUCAGGAGCUGCUGUACCAGCCGGGGGACCACCUGGGCGUCUUCCCCGGCAACCACGAGGACCUGGUGAAUGCCCUGAUCGAGCGGCUGGAGGACGCACCCCCUGUCAACCAGCUGGUGAAAGUGGAGCUGCUGGAGGAGCGGAACACGGCUUUGGGAGUAAUCAGUAACUGGACGGAUGAGCACCGCCUCCCUCCCUGCACCAUCUUCCAGGCCUUCAAGUACUACCUAGACAUCACCACACCGCCAACGCCCCUGCAGCUGCAGCAGUUUGCCUCCCUGGCCACCAGCGAGAAAGAGAAGCAGCGUCUACUGGUCCUUAGCAAGGGUUUGCAGGAGUACGAGGAAUGGAAAUGGGGCAAGAACCCCACCAUCGUGGAGGUGCUGGAGGAGUUCCCAUCCAUCCAGAUGCCUGCCACACUGCUGCUGACCCAGCUGUCCCUGCUGCAACCUCGCUACUAUUCCAUCAGCUCCUCCCCAGACAUGUACCCCGACGAGGUGCACCUGACCGUGGCCAUUGUCUCCUACCGCACCGGAGAUGGAGAAGGACCAGUCCACCACGGCGUGUGCUCCUCCUGGCUCAACCGCAUCCAGGCUGACGAGGGUGUACCCUGCUUCGUGCGAGGAGCGCCCAGCUUCCGUCUGCCCCGAAACCCCCAAGUGCCGUGCAUCCUGGUUGGCCCGGGUACUGGCAUUGCCCCUUUCCGAAGCUUCUGGCAGCAGCGGCAAUUUGAUAUCCAACACAAAGGACUGAGCCCCUGCCCCAUGGUCCUGGUGUUCGGGUGCCGGCAGUCCAAGAUAGACCACAUCUACCGCGAGGAGACCCUGCAGGCCAAGAACAAGGGGGUCUUCAGAGAGCUGUACACGGCCUACUCCAGGGAGCCGGACAAACCAAAGAAGUACGUGCAAGACAUCCUGCAGGAGCAGCUGGCAGAGCCCGUGUACCGAGCCCUGAAGGAGCAAGGGGGCCACAUCUACGUGUGCGGGGAUGUCACCAUGGCCGCCGACGUCCUCAAAGCCGUCCAGCACAUCAUGGCUCAGCAGGGGAAGCUCUCGGCUGAGGACGCAGGAGUGUUCAUCAGCAGGCUGAGGGAUGACAACCGGUACCAUGAGGAUAUUUUCGGCGUCACCCUGCGCACCUAUGAAGUGACCAACCGCCUUAGAUCUGAAUCCAUUGCCUUCAUCGAAGAGAGCAAAAAGGACACUGACGAGGUUUUCAGCUCCUAACCGGACGCCCUCGCCCAGCGGCUGGC